AUCCUUGUAAUAGUGCCAUUUCAAUCGUUGCAUCUAGCGUCCAUUUAAUACUCGAAUGACAAAUCCAUUCUUGCCAAAGCGCCUUGCAUCGUCACCAUUCAUAUCCGUCGUGCAGGGCUCCUGUUUGACGUUAGACAGAACUAGAACCCGUCUUAUCAGUUCAUUUGUCCCUGCAUUGCACCAUACCACUGGCACUUUGACUUCUUGCUUGCCGAUGUUUCGUGGACAACCCCGGGCAUUAUCAUUAUGUCCAUCAAAUCAAACGGGAAUUGUCUUUGUCAAUUGAGGCAAGGUUUCAGCUUCGGCUUUGAAUCUCAAGCCCGGAUUAGCAAUGAUACCGUCAGCCCUUCCAUCUCCCCCGGUCGACUUCGGUAUCUCCUUUCAUCCCCAAUCGCCACUCAUACAUCAUGUAUCCCUCUGCAUAUAACUUGUAUUCAACAACGAUCUUGUCACCUGCGUAACGAGGGUAUCGGUGCGUCCUAUUUAACAUCGCAUAGAUCCCAAAGCUUAUCGCGCUCGUCUUACACAGUGCACUCGCAUCAUUUUUUUUCGCCUCGUCUCCGUACUACAGUGCUGAGAGGAGCCACGAUCGCUUGCUCUCCCUCCCGCCUCAUCUCACCUUGUGCCGUGCUUUUCUUUUCUUUAUAUCAUCCCAACUUGACUUUUUAUUUCAUUCCAUCAUGGACUUAUGCGUCGCAAUGCAUUCAUCAUACCCUUCAGCAGUGUAGUUCCAUCUUUACCUUGUUUCUUUCUUUCUUCUUUUCGUUGUUUCUUUUUUUGAUGGGGUUUUGGUUUUUUUGAUGUAGAUCCUUGGGCAGGAUCUUUGAUCUACUUGUGGCUAUCAGCAUGGAUUUCUUCACGACUAUUAGAUUGCAUAUUGGUGACAUGAUAU
This is a messenger RNA of Suillus bovinus, 892 nucleotides long. RefSeq lists its product as uncharacterized. Lineage: Eukaryota; Fungi; Basidiomycota; Agaricomycetes; Boletales; Suillaceae. The transcript has a single exon. The coding region runs from base 247 to 801 and encodes 184 amino acids. The record is from RefSeq and is a predicted model, not a curated record.